UGGAAAUCGACUUGAAGCUCUGUCGGCUCUGGCAGUAAAUCUUAGGGGUGCGCUGGGCGCAUUACACGAUCCCCGGUAGAACCGUCCUUCACAAAUCCAUUCUCAAGAUGCCACCGAAACGCCGCGCGCCCUCCUCCUCCGCCAAAACCCCUCUCCGCCCCGCAAAACCCUCCAAGCUCGCAAGAGAACACGGCCUCACAGCGGCGCAAGAAUCCUCCAUCCGCGAAGCCUUCGCCCUCUUCGCGGUGCAGCACCCGGACCAUGCCGACGGGAGGGAAGGCGUGCUGAGGAGGGACGACGUGCGGAGGUGUUUGAUAGCAUUAGACCUCCCACCGCAACGCUCCGAACUCGCGUCCAUCCUCUCGACCAUCGACCCGCUCAAUACAGGCUAUGUCCCGUUUAUCCCGUUCCUCUCCUACGCGGCGAUAGCCAUGCACGCAAAGGAAUCCGACUCGGAAGGCGACUACGACGACGACGAAGGCGAUGACAAGGUCCACGAUGAAGAUUACCAUAACCACGCUGGUGUGGAGGAGCUCCACGCAGCUUACAAGCUCUUCACGCACGGCACGCCGGGACCCAUAACACUGGCGCAUCUCCGCAGAGUGGCGAAGGAAUUGAGGGAGGAAGUGUCGGAUGAGGUGCUGAAGGAUAUGAUUCGCGAAGCGAAUGGCAGCGCCAAAGGCGCGAGUCACAUCGGCGGCGUCAGUCUUGAGGAAUUCGAGGGGGUGAUGCGGAGGGCGGGUAUGACGUUUUAGCAGUGUUCGGAGGAGGGGGAUAAGAGGGGUGACGGUUGAAGAUGUAGCUGUUCAUUUCACGAUACCCAAAAUGAUGAUUAGUAUGAGAGAAGCUCCAAUUCGUGGCUACCGUCAUGCCCCUACAUUCCGUCCCUUCGAGGGGACAUGACAAGUUAGGUUGACAUUUCAAAUUCGAAGGUAGUGAGACAGAGCGGGGAGAGUAAAGGGAGAACACGAAAUUGGCUGACCAUCUCUCCACGAUGCUCAACACCACAACAUCAUCAU
This is a messenger RNA of Westerdykella ornata, 1019 nucleotides long. RefSeq names its product EF-hand superfamily Ca2+-modulated protein. NCBI's taxonomy places the organism in Eukaryota, Fungi, Ascomycota, Dothideomycetes, Pleosporales, Sporormiaceae. The coding region runs from base 108 to 755 and encodes 215 amino acids. The transcript is spliced from 3 exons. The record is from RefSeq and is a predicted model, not a curated record.